Phytophthora nicotianae INRA-310 is the source of this 438-nucleotide messenger RNA. RefSeq lists its product as hypothetical. The transcript has a single exon. Bases 1 to 438 code for a protein of 145 amino acids. The record is from RefSeq and is a predicted model, not a curated record. NCBI's taxonomy places the organism in Eukaryota, Oomycota, Peronosporomycetes, Peronosporales, Peronosporaceae.
AUGGUGACCCCACAACGCAGCUCACAGUCGCCGUAUAACGUGGAUAUGGCGACAUUUUUAAAUUGCAACAGAGACUACGUGGAUAUCACGCAGUGCCCGAAGCUUUCUACUAACGCAGCAGCGGAGCGGCUGCCUUCGAAUGUGUUGGUGAACAUUACCCAGGACCUGGAUGACGAGUUUGGCUCUUUGGAGAACAUAUUCUCCGCUGCGAGUAUGGAUCUGGGUCUCUCUGAUAAUGAGGAAGGCACUGAAGGCUUGCCACAUCAAGAACGAGCUGGGGUGUUCGUGUAUAAGUUCAUUAAUACGUGCGAUUCGGACUAUGAACGAAGUAGACGCGUACUCUUCAUUGUUUUGUUGGUGCCAGCAAUUCCGCUUGUCGGGUGGCAGCGCGAGUUCAUACAGCUUCUUGGGCUUCGUGACGAAUUCGAUCUACUUUAG